This is a messenger RNA of Biomphalaria glabrata, 1389 nucleotides long. RefSeq lists its product as uncharacterized. The coding region runs from base 117 to 1100 and encodes 327 amino acids. The transcript has 4 exons. The record is from RefSeq and is a predicted model, not a curated record. NCBI's taxonomy places the organism in Eukaryota, Metazoa, Mollusca, Gastropoda, Planorbidae.
CUGGACCACCGAGACAACGGCACGACCGCAGUCCUCCUGAUAAUUAUGUUGCCAUCAACAUUAUGCUAUGAUCUAAGCUUUGAAUGUGAGUUUGUGUCAUUUAAGACAAUCAAAGCAUGGGAUCAAGUCCUUCAAGCUUAGCAAACUCAACCAGAUUUGACUACGGAACCCACGAAACUGUUAAUCUUAGUGACAACACGUGCUCUGAGGAAAACUGUGUCAAACCUCACGACAACUACAGACAAAUCCUCAAGUUUUCUAUGGAAUAUCUGCCCGAAGAAUAUCGCGAGAACGAUCUUUUCGAGCUAGUCAAAGCAAUGGCUGGGCUGACUGUUAGAAUCUCUGUGAUGUACAGUAGCAAGAAAAGGAUGAAGCGCUGGUAUGACACCGACCAGCUCUAUCCAGGUUACGAAUGUAGAGGCAGCAAGACGUGCCUGCUAGGCAGUGGCAGAAUAGCCGACGUCUAUCAAGAUUCGACUUUGCGAAAACUUUGCCAAUGUCCGCAGUGUAGAUCUAGACAGGAUAGUGGUAAGAGAGAGACGUGGAUAGUUCUAGUGUUUACUGCUACUCACGUGGUCUACGACGAUACAGAAGGGAAAAAGUCCAAGUUAAAGUUACUGUAUGACUGUGAACCAGGGGGCAGUAAGCUAUUUCAUGGGGCCACGAAAAGGUGGUCAAGCACAGCAGGGGACUUAUGUCUACUAGAGUGUGUCACAUGUGAUAAAGCUGUGGCCGAAGAACUUUCAAAAAACAUUAAAUAUUUCAACAAAUUAUGGCGAAGCAUUGAAACCAAAUAUUUAGAAGAUACUAAACUUGCGGAAAACGACAGAAAAUAUCAAAAACGAUUGGUGAUAAUCGUUUCGCAUCCUCAUGGGGGUGACAAGAAAAUCUCUGUGGGUCACGUGAUAAGCCAAGAGACCAGGAACAUUAAGACAGACUUUUGUUAUAACUGGGUGUAUGACGCGCAGACAUGUAAAGGCAGCAGUGGAGCCCCAGUGUAUGUAUUCGGACAGAACUGGUUUAAAGAAGAAUAUGUUCAUAGUGGCGGUAACACAACUGUUAAUUAUAGCACAUUUUGGAGUGAAAGAGAUAAACAAUAACAGUGGACAAUGUAAACAUUUUUUGCAUAGGUGAGGUUUACAUUUAGCACCUUUGGAAUAAAUGUUUAAAAAAAUGUCAAUUAAAGAUUCGAAAAAAAAAGCUCAAAAAUCAAACAUUGAAUGUAAUUUGACUUUGGCUUUCUAUGUAUUCAUUUCUAAUAUAUCGUGCUAAGUACUUCUAGUGUUAUUUACCUACUAGAUACUCUGUUACAUCUCAGAUUAUCAAAACUUUGGCAAGAAUACUCUGGAGUUUUUAUUUUAUAACAUUUUUUGAUAUUACAGAUUAUAU